Messenger RNA from Melitaea cinxia (Glanville fritillary), 3034 nucleotides. Its product is annotated as 25S rRNA (cytosine-C(5))-methyltransferase nop2. Gene Ontology annotation, molecular function: RNA binding; rRNA (cytosine-C5-)-methyltransferase activity. The record is from RefSeq and is a predicted model, not a curated record. Gene Ontology annotation, biological process: rRNA base methylation; maturation of LSU-rRNA. Gene Ontology annotation, cellular component: nucleolus. Lineage: Eukaryota; Metazoa; Arthropoda; Insecta; Lepidoptera; Nymphalidae. The coding region runs from base 166 to 3003 and encodes 945 amino acids. The transcript has 6 exons.
CGUCCUGACAAAUGACAAUACUGACAUUGCGCCUUGAUUCCGUCAAUGUGCCGCUGAUUGCCAAAUUAAGGGUGCCACACGUGUUUAUAUGUGGUUAUAUUAAAAUUGUCUUUUAUUAGUAUUGUCGAAGUUCAGUAAAUAUUAUAAGUGACCUAAAACUUACAAAUGGGUCGUAAAGCAAAGUUUGAUGAAACAAAAAAAGUUAAGAAGGGACCUGGAAGAAAAUCCAAGAAACAACCUGAUCCUGUGUUCAAAAAGGGGCUCAUUGAUGAUGACAAGGAAGAGAAAAAGUUAAGUCAUAGACAGAAACAAAGAGCAGCCCGUAGGGCUAAAAAGAAGAAGGAAAUCAUAGAAAAGAAGAAAGCCUUGAAAGAAGCAAAGAAAAAUAUUGCCAAACAACAGGAGAAGACUAUUGAUGAAUCUGAUGAUGAAAUUUCAGGAGAUGAAAAUGCUAAAGGUUUUACAGAUGAUAAUAAAGAAUGGCUAACAUUGAAACAAAAAGGCAAGAAAAUGAUUCAAGAAUCAAAAUCAGACAGUGUAAAUGAAAGUGAUGAGGGUUCUGAUGAAAAUAUGUCAGAUGCAGAAGACAACAUGUCUGAUGCGGAAAAAGAACAGGACCAAGAUUCUGAUGAUGGUGAUGAUGAUAACGAUGAAGUAGAAAAGUCUGCACUGAAGUCAGGCAAAGAAAUGUAUAAGGUGGGCAAACUUGAUGAUCUAUUCAAUGAUACAGAUGAUGAACAAGAACAAGAUGACGAGGAAGAUACAAGUGUUUCUAACAAAAUUACUUACCACUCAGAUUCUAGUGAGAAAGAUGAUGAUGAUAAUGAUGAUGAGGGAGAUGAUGAUAUGUUACCAAUUGAGAAAGCAAAUAUUAAAUUAAAACGGAAACAGAGACUUGACAAAAAGUUAGCAGAUCAAGAGCUACAACUGAAUAUUGCUAAACAGGAUGUAUUUGCUUUUCCUAGUGAAGAAGAAUUACAAAACCCAACUAGUCUACAAGAUAUUCACCAAAGGAUAAAAGAUGUUGUUUCGGUUUUAAAUGAUUUCAACCGGUUGAAAGAAGAAGGCAGGUCUCGUUGUGAAUACACUGAUUUGUUGUUGAAAGAUUUAUGUGUGUACUACAGUUACAAUGAAUUCUUGAUGGAAGUGCUAAUGCAAAUAUUUCCAGUUCAAGAGUUAGUUGAAUUCCUAGAAGCUAGUGAAGUAGCUCGGCCAUUAACAAUAAGGACAAACAGUCUUAAGACUAGAAGACGUGAUUUAGCUCAAGCGCUUAUAAAUAGGGGAGUCAAUUUAGAUCCAGUAGGCAAAUGGAGUAAAGUGGGACUUGUGAUCUACAGUUCAACGGUUCCAAUUGGUGCUACACCUGAAUAUUUGGCUGGCCAUUAUAUUUUACAGGGAGCAUCUAGUUUUCUGCCUGUCAUGGCAUUAGCUCCACAAGAAAAUGAAAGGAUUUUAGAUAUGUGCGCUGCACCAGGUGGUAAAGCAUCACACAUUGCUGCCAUUAUGAAAAAUACAGGAUCACUUUUUGCUAACGAUGCAAAUAAAGAAAGAACAAAAGCUAUUGUUGGUAACUUCCACAGACUAGGUGUAGUCAAUGCAGUUAUAUGUAAUUAUGAUGGUAGAACAUUCCCAGAAGUUAUUAAAGGUUUUGACAGAGUUCUAGUUGAUGCCCCAUGCACUGGUACUGGUGUAAUUGCAAAAGAUCCUAGUGUGAAAACGAGUAAGGAUCAAAAGGAUAUUCAGAGGUGUUUCAAUUUACAAAGGCAACUACUAUUAGCUGCAAUAGAUUGUUGCAAUGCAAAGUCAAGUACAGGUGGUUAUAUUGUUUAUUCUACCUGUUCUAUAUUACCUGAAGAAAAUGAGUGGGUAGUUAAUUACGCUUUGAAGAGACGAAAUGUAAAAUUAGUUCCAACUGGUCUUGAUUUUGGUACUGAGGGUUUUGUGAAGUACAGACAUCACAGAUUCCACCCUUCUCUGAAGUUAACUAGAAGAUUCUACCCACACACACAUAAUAUGGAUGGUUUCUUUGUAGCAAAAUUAAAGAAGUUUUCUAAUGUCAUUCCUGAGCCUUUUAAAGAUGAAGAUGAUGAAGAGGUUAAGGAAGGGGAAGAGAUUCAACAAAAUGGUGAUGCAACACAAGAGGAAAAAGAUUCAACAAAAAAAGCUCCAGUAAAAAGGCCAGCAGAAGUGAGUAAAGUGGAACCACAAAAUAAGAAGAGUAAAUUCACGAAACCUGUGAAUGGAGCUAUCCCAGCAAAUGAAAGUAAGGCAAUAAAUGAAAGUACAAAAGUUUCACAACAAAUUACACAAGUAACAAAUGUUCAAAAUAAAAAGAAAAAGCGCAAAAAUAAAAAGAACAAAAAUGCGGUUGGUCAAAAUUCAGAAAAUAGUGGUAUUUCCCAAUCAAAAAGUAUAAAUGUAAGUAAAGGUCAAGAAAAAGUUGUAGCAAAAUCAGAGAAUAGCACACAGCAACCUAAAGUAUCAAAUUCGGAUAAAAAAGACGCAAUUAAUAAAAAUAGCGACAAUGUAGAGAAUAAGAGCCCAGGAAAGAAUAAAAAGAAAAAUAAAAAGAACAAAAAUGCAGGUGGUCAAAAUUCAGAAAGUAGUAUAAAUUCUAAACAACAAAGUAUAAGUGGGGAACAAGAAAAAGUAAAAGCAGAAACAGAAAAGUCUGCACAACAACCAAAAGUAUCAAAUUCAGGCAACAAAGAGUCUCUAAAUAAAUCUACUGAUAUUGUAGAAAAUAAAAGUCCAGGAAAAAAUAAAAAUAAAAACAAAAAGAAGAAUAAGCAAGUUAUGAAAAAUACAGAUACAAAUGUUAAUAAGAAUGAAGAGAAAAUAACAGAAAAAAUCGAAAUGAUGGCUGCCAAAAAACUCAAAAACAAAAAGAAGAAGAAGCAAGUUGGACAACUAAAUGGCAAAAACAAAAAUUUGGAUACAAAAACGAGUAAUGGAUCAAACAAAUUCAAGAAAAAUAAGAAUAAGAAAAACUUAAAAGUUUAAAAAAUAAAUAUUUAAUACAUAUUAUUAAUUU